Aureobasidium melanogenum CBS 110374 is the source of this 1032-nucleotide messenger RNA. RefSeq lists its product as uncharacterized. The coding region runs from base 1 to 1032 and encodes 343 amino acids. Lineage: Eukaryota; Fungi; Ascomycota; Dothideomycetes; Dothideales; Saccotheciaceae. The record is from RefSeq and is a predicted model, not a curated record. The transcript has a single exon.
AUGCCUCCAAAGCUGCCUUUACGAAGGCCUCACUUGGACAAAAAAGAACUUCCGGAGAUUGCUGCAAAACCGUCUUGGAUGUCUAGGGCAGGGGUGUUUGCUUCUUUCUCUUUUUCUGAUGAUGAUGAAGAAGAAAAAGAAAAAGAUGAUGAUGAUGAUGAUCACGAUAUCAGUCCACCAGCUCCGAUGGUGGAGAGAUCCCCGACGCGAACAACCGCAAGAGAAGAAGAGGAAGCCCCAACUCCGGUUGUUCCUGGAUGGGCACAUGCAGGACCUCAAGUACCGACAAUGGAUAGCUAUGCGCCAGGACCAUCAGUUUCUGCUCCGGCUCUGUUCACUGGCUCAUCGAAUUUCUCGUCCAUGCCGCUUGGACCUGGUGCUGCGUCGGAGUCAUUCGAUCGAGUAUUUUGGAAUCAAGCGCUAGAGUACGAUCCGAUGCUCGCGUAUGAACAAGUCGACAUGCAGGCCAGCAACAUCGUGAAUGGGGCUGUGAAUGAGAUACAACAGCUUUCUAGCCUGCCUCCACUGAUCUCCACCUCAAGACCGCAUCAAGUGCCAGUGGAUGGUCUCAGGCCUGAACAAAUGAGGUUUUGGCAGAUCGCAACACAUGGAUACGGCAGUGCCUGUCCUCAGCCUUGUCCUACUCAUACAUUUCCCGAUAUAGGACAAAACAGUCCUUACGCUCGACUUUUGCUCGCCGAUCUCGAUCCAGUCAUCGGCUCUGCUCCUCCCGCGAUGUCACAACCCCAAGCAAGGACUUGGAAUACGGGAUCGAGCGGCAAUAUGUGGGAAGCUCCAGUGUCAUUUGCCCAACAAGCACCUACCUCCGCCGCGAUGCCCGUCAACAAUCAGGUCGUAAACUACUAUGGAUCGGACAUUGCAGGCCCCAGUAACAACCACUUGCCGGCGCCCACACCUCUAAUGCACAGACAAGAACUUCAACAGUCUCCUGUCGUCACCGGCUUUGAGCCGCCCGGCUCUCUCGCGUACGAACGCUCUCGCAAACGCCGUCUUGACGUUAUAUCAAUGUGA